AUGGGGAUGACGAGCGAGGGGAGCGGGGGGGAGGGGGGGGGGAGGAGAGAGAUGGCCAGCCACAUGCAGGCGGGCAUCAUCCUCCUACCCGUUCACCCGCCCGCUCGCCCGGCAUGGGCUCCUCUCCGCGUCGCUUGUCGGCAUGCGCCCCCCCUCCGCCUCUUCCCCCCGCGCGAUGCCCACCUCGACGUUGUCUCCUGCACUCUGUGGAGGAACACAUGGCUUAUAUGCCGGAGUGCAUGCGCGCGCACAUGCGAUCUCCCGACCAUAGACGGAGGUCGGUGCCGUGCGCGCGCGCGUGGCCCCCUCUGCUGA
Fonticula alba is the source of this 315-nucleotide messenger RNA. RefSeq lists its product as hypothetical. The coding region runs from base 1 to 315 and encodes 104 amino acids. The record is from RefSeq and is a predicted model, not a curated record. NCBI's taxonomy places the organism in Eukaryota, Rotosphaerida, Fonticulaceae. The transcript has a single exon.